This is a messenger RNA of Antechinus flavipes (yellow-footed antechinus), 3818 nucleotides long. It is a transcript of the gene CDH26, whose product is annotated as cadherin 26. Gene Ontology annotation, cellular component: plasma membrane; adherens junction; catenin complex. The record is from RefSeq and is a predicted model, not a curated record. Gene Ontology annotation, molecular function: cadherin binding; calcium ion binding. Gene Ontology annotation, biological process: calcium-dependent cell-cell adhesion; multicellular organism development; homophilic cell-cell adhesion. Lineage: Eukaryota; Metazoa; Chordata; Mammalia; Dasyuromorphia; Dasyuridae. The transcript is spliced from 17 exons. The coding region runs from base 36 to 2474 and encodes 812 amino acids.
UGUACCACCAUCAGUCCUCGGAGAUCUCUCAGGGGAUGCUCUCCAUCCCUCAAGACAUGUGGAGCCUUCAGGUCUUCCUGAUGCUGGUCACUGUAACCAGCUGUCUCCAGCCAGCAAAAGAUGAAUUUACCAAUCAGGCUAAGAUGAGGCCUUUACAGCGUGUUAAAAGAAGAUGGGUUAUUACUACCUUGGAGCUCAUUGAAGAAGACCCAGGACCAUUCCCCAAGUUUGCUGGAGAGUUAUUCGAGAAUAUGGACUACAAUGAAUCCUUAAUGUAUAUAAUCAGUGGGCCUGGUGUGAAUGAGCCUCCAGUUGGUCUGUUUUCUAUAGAAGAUAACCAAAAUGGAAACAUCUAUGUUCACUCUUCAAUUGACCGAGAGGAAAUACCAUCUUUUGUGAUACGCUUUGAUAUUAUUGAUAUUUCAACUCAGAAAGUUGUGGAUACAUCUUUAUUUUUCACUGUCAAAGUUGGUGACAUCAAUGAUAAUGAACCACAGUUUGCUAAGGAAGAAUUUAACAUCACUGUCAAAGAGAGUCACAGUCGUGAUGAUCCUAUUUUUCAGGUAGAAGCAGUGGAUUUGGAUAAAGAGCAAACUCCCAAUUCUGAAGUUUCCUAUUCCCUUGUUUCACAAGUGCCAUUGAAAAAAGGAAAUGGGUUUUACAUUGAUCACAGUAGUGGAGAAAUUCGUGUCUCAGGAUGCUUAGAUUAUGAGGCUGUCCAAUUGUUCAAAUUACUGAUUAGAGCAAAUGACCAUGGAGAGCCAUCAUUGUCAUCCACUGCUACUGUUAACAUAGCUGUUGAAGAGGGAAACAGUCACAUGCCUGUAUUUACUAAGGAAGAUUAUAAAAUACAGAUUUCUGAAGGUCAAAUACAACAGGAAGUGCUAAGGCUCCUAGUGCAAGAUGAUGAUUCUCCAUUCACGCCUGCCUGGAAAGUAAAAUACAAAAUAUUACAUGGUAAUGAAGAAGAACACUUCGAUAUUGUAACAGAUCCUGGGACCAAUGAAGGAAUUUUAAAUGUCAUCAAGCCUUUGGAUUAUGAAAACCUGCCAGACAGAAAACUUGUUAUUGUAAUUGAAAAUGAAGAACCAUUCUCUUCAUGUGAAAAAGACCAAUUUGGCAAUGGAACCAGCACUGCAACUGUGAAUGUGAAGGUUAUUGAUACUAAUGACCCUCCUCAGUUCCAUCCUCCUAAUAUUAUCGUUCAAGAAGUUGAUGGAGCUGGUCCUGGGAUCCAGUUGGGAAGAUAUAAUGCUACAGACCCAGAUGGGAACAGCAAGAACAUAAGGUUUAGACUGGUUCAUGAUCCUGCCAGGUGGGUCACUGUGGAUGAACGCUCUGGUGUGGUUACCACAGUGAAACAUGUGGAUCGGGAAUCCCCAUAUGUGAACAACAGCUUUUACACAAUUAUCGUCAAUGCCAUUGAUGAUGGUAUCCCGCCUCAGACAAGUACAGGAACUAUGAUGCUUUUUCUUUCUGACGAGAAUGACAAUACACCUAGUCUUGUUAAACCUUUCAUGGAAGUUUGUAAGAUGGAGCAGAAUGCAUCUUUUCUUGUGGAAGCUGAGGAUAAAGAUUUAGAUCCAUUCUCUGGUCCUUUUACGUUUAAGUUAGAUGAUUCUUCUGGAAAUAUAAAAGAUACUUGGAAGCUAGGGAACAAUUUUGGUUAUUCUGUGGAACUUCUAAUGGUAAGAAGUCUCCCAAAUGGUAAUUAUUCAGUGCCCUUCAUUAUCUUAGAUAAACAAGGAUUUUUCAAGAAACAGAUGCUAUAUGUGAAGCUGUGUUCCUGUCUCAAUGGAAUUACCUGCAUAGACUCUUCAAUGGCCUUUGUAGAACUUGGUGGAGUUGCCAUUACCCUGAUAUGUGUAGCUUUCAUAUUAUUGGCAGUAGCCCUACUUUUCUUGCUGCAGUUUUCUUUUGGAUCUGCAAACAAGAGGCAGCCAAAACCUUUUCCUUAUGAACCGGGCAGUCAGUCCUUGAUCACAUAUAAUGAUGAAAGUGAAAACACUUCAACACUGCACUAUCCAAAUGACACAAGGAAUCUACAUACUAAAAGCCAACUGAAAAGGAAGGAAACAGAAAUAUCAGAGGGAUUAACUGGAUACUAUCCAAAUGACACAAGGAAUCUACAUACUAAAAGCCAACUGAAAAGGAAGGAAACAGAAAUAUCAGAGAGAUUAACUGGAUGCUAUCCAAAUGACACAAGGAGCCUGUGUACUAAAAGCCAAAUGGAAAGAUUGGAAAGAAAAAUAGCAGAGACAUUAACUCAAAAGCUCCAUGAUAUUGACCUCUUGGAAUAUAACACUACUUACGAACCUCGCACUUACAUGGAUGAGGGAGAACUUGAAAUUACUAAAUCCCUCAGUUCACUCGCCUUGACAGAAAGUGACCUGCCUGAAAAUUUUCUGGAUGAUUUGGGAUCAAAAGUAAUUGCCCUUGAAAAAAUAUAUUCCAAGUCAGUCUUUAUGAAAUAAUGCAUAUAUUAGAAAAUUGGUAAUCAUACCUGAAGAGACCUUAGUUUAUUAAGGACAAUUUUAUUUCUUUAUUCAUUUUUGCUAAGAUGUGUGAGAAUUAGUUAAUGAUGUGGAAAGUGCUAUGGGAUUAUUGGAACAAGAAUAAUGGGCAAAAGAGAAGCAAAAAAUGUACUACAGAUAGCUUUGAUUUCUUUUUCUGAAAAUUUUCUGUAUGUAUUCUGUGACCAUUUAUGCAGAAUGGCUUUUAUUUUUAUAAAUUUGACUCAUUGCAUACUCGGUAUAUAUUUGAGAAAUGCAGCCUUUAUCAGAAAAACUUUCUAUCAUACUUCAUUUUCUAUGAUACCGUUUAGAAAAAUGUAAUUUUCCUGAUUACCCCUAGUUUUGCUUUGCUUUGUCUGAAAUCAUGAUUAUUAUCCUUGCCUUUUUUUAAACUUCAGCUGAAGCAUAUCAUAUUCUAUUCCAGUCCUUUAGUUUUACUCUGUGUAUGUUUCUGUUUUAAGUAUAUCUCUCAUUUUCAGAUGAAGAAAUUAAAACUAUUUAUAGCCAUAUGAAAAAAUGCUCUAAAUCAUUAUCAAUCAGAGAAAUGCAAAUUAAGACAACUCUGAGAUACCAUUACACACCUCUCAGAUUGGCUAAGAUGACAGGAAAAGAUAAUGACAAAUGUUGGAGGGGAUGUGGGGGAAAACUUGGACACUAAUCUAUUGUUGGUGGAGUUGUGAACUGAUCCAACCAUUCUGAACAGUAAUGUGGAACUAUGCCCAAAGGGAUAUCAAACUGUGCCUACCCUUUGAUGCAGCAGUGUCUCUAUUGGCCUGUAUCCCAAAGAGAUCAUAAAAAUGGGGAAAGGACCCACAUGCACAAAAAUGUUUGUGGCAGUCCUUUUUGUAGUGGCAAGAAAUUGGAAAUAGAGUGGAUGCCCCAAAAUUGGAGAAUGGCUGAAUAAGUUAUGGUAUAUGAAUGUUAUGAAAUAUUAUUGUUCUAUAAGAAAUGAGCAUCAAUAUAAUUACAGAGAGACCUGGAGAGACAUAUGUAAAAUGAUGCUAAGUUAUAGGAGAACAUUGCAACAACGAGAUUAUAUGAUGAUCAAUUCUGAUAGAUGCAGCUCUUUUCAACAAUGAGAUGAUUUAAGGCAGUUCCAAUGGACUUGUGAUGAAGAGAGCCAUCUUCACUCAGAAGAGAGGACUGUGGGUACUGAGUGUGGAUUACAAUGUAGUAAUUUUGUUUUUAUUGUUGUUUGUGUACAUUUUGUUUUCUUUCUCAUUUUUUCCCUUUUUGAUCUGAUUUUUCUCGUGCAGAAUGAUAAUUGUGGAGAUAUGAUUAGAAGAAUUACAUAUGUUUUACAUA